This is a messenger RNA of Pichia kudriavzevii, 1899 nucleotides long. RefSeq lists its product as uncharacterized. Gene Ontology annotation, biological process: reductive iron assimilation; cellular response to iron ion starvation. Gene Ontology annotation, molecular function: ferroxidase activity; copper ion binding. Bases 1 to 1899 code for a protein of 632 amino acids. The transcript has a single exon. Gene Ontology annotation, cellular component: high-affinity iron permease complex. Lineage: Eukaryota; Fungi; Ascomycota; Pichiomycetes; Pichiales; Pichiaceae. The record is from RefSeq and is a predicted model, not a curated record.
AUGCUAGUCCUGUGGUACUUGUAUCUCUGCUUUGCCACUGCGUUUGCAUCCGAAGUUCAUGAAUUUUACUUCAAUGUUGAAUAUGUCAAUGCAAACCCCGAUGGCGUGUUUGAGAGACAAGUGAUUUCAUUUAAUGGCUCGUGGCCACUGCCUACGAUUGAGGUCAGUAGAGGGGAUAGGGUAAAAGUUCACCUUACGAACAGUCUUGAGGAUACAACUACCUCCUUGCAUUUUCAUGGGUUGAAAAUGAAGGGAAAAGUUCAUAUGGAUGGUCCAGUUGGCGUCACACAAUGUCCGAUAAGUCCGGGUGAGACCAUGCUGUACGACUUUGUUGUUGAACAAGCAGGCACAUACUGGUAUCAUAGUCAUAGUGGGGCACAAUAUAGUGAUGGUAUGAGGGGGCUCUUAAUUGUUCAUGAUAAGGAGUUGGAAUCAUUAUAUGAAUUUGAUAAAGAGUUAAGUUGGAGUAUCAGUGACUGGUAUCAUGAUUCGAGUUCCGUGCUAGUGAAAAAGCAAUUGACAAAAUAUAACCCAACAGGCGGCGAACCUGUACCACAAAACAUAUUGUUUAACGACUCAAGGAAUGUUACAAUCAGCAUCGAUUACGAUACUGCUUAUCUAAUUCGAAUUGUUAAUGUUGGUAUUAUGGUUUCUCAAUAUUUUAGUAUUCCGGGAUACGAAUUUGAUAUUAUUGAAGUUGAUGGUGUUUACACUCACCCUAAGACAGCAACCAUGGCAUAUUUGGCAGUUGGUCAAAGAAUGUCUAUUAUAUUGAAAACCAAAUCUAGGGAAGAUGUUUCUUCUAAUAUUUUGAUUUUCACGGCGAUGGAUGAGGAUAUGCUAGAUAUUGUUCCCGAUGACUUGGAAUUAAAUUCCUAUAACUAUAUGAGUUAUGAUGGAGCUCUACCGGAACCAAAAAUUCCAAACUGGGUAACGGAUAGAGAAAGUUUCAAUCCAAUUGACGAUAUGGACUUGGUUCCUAUGAAAAAGAAACCUUUAUUUGAAGAUCCAGAUCACAGAAUAGAAGUAGUUCUACACAUGGAGAAUUUAGGUGACGGUAUCAGCUACGCAUUUUUCAAUAAUGUGACCUAUGUUGCACCAAAGGUUCCCACACUAUUGACUGCCUUGAGUGCACCUGAAAACUUGGUAAAAGAUUCCAGAAUUUAUGGUUCUAAUACCAAUAGUUUCAUUCUAAAUCAUGAUGAGAUAGUAGAAAUUGUUGUCAACAAUGAAGAUGACGGUAAACAUCCAAUGCAUCUGCAUGGCCACCAGUUCCAAGUUGUUGCACGUUCACCUGAAUUGGAAGAACCUAGUCACUACAAUCCCGAAAAUCAAACAUUCCCGCCAUUCCCAAUGAUGAGAGACACAGUCAUGGUCGAAGGUGGCGGAUUUCUUGUCCUGAGGUUUAAGGCGAAUAAUCCUGGUGUCUGGUUUUUCCACUGCCAUUUAGAUUUCCACCUUGAGCAGGGUUUGGCUCUCACCUUGGUCGAAGCACCAGACUUAAUUAAUAUCACGCUACCAGACGAUCAGCUGAACAUUUGUAAAACUGCAGGUAUUCCGACAAAGGGUAAUGCCGCUGGUAAUGCAGAGGAUUUCUUGAAUCUAGAGGGUGAAAAUGUCCAACCCAAACCCCUACCUGAUGGAUUUACGGCCAAGGGCUAUUUUGCACUAUUUCUAUGCACUGCUAUAGCACUAUUUGGCUUGAAAUCAAUCUAUGAUUUUGGUAUGCACGAUAUAUUACAAACCGAAUCAGAGAAAAUACAGAUUGAAAAAAAAGUUAUAGAAAAAUAUAUCGACCUUUUGGAGCAGAUGAAAUCUAACGAUACCGAUGAACCGUUCGAAGUCGAUCAACUGUUACAAAAGGCAAUAAAUUUGAACGAAAGAUUUUCUAAAUUUUAA